UUGUCAAAUUUGGGUCAAAUUGUUUGGUGAUUGUAUUUUGUAAAUUAAAGUUUUUGCGAAUAUUUUGUAAAUACUAACAAAUACGUAAACUGAAGUUAUUCUAAAAUAACAUGCUAUAAUUAAAACUAACUGCUGCAAUCAGUGUUCAUGAGAUUAUUCGCCCCCUUUCAUCCCUAGGCCAACAUGACGAAUCUUGAUGUGAGUAAUAGCAGCACAGACAGCAGCUCUGGAUCAACCUCAGACUCCAGCAGCAGCGCCACAUCCUCCACCAGCUCGUCAGCUUCCAGCAGUUCAGACUCCGAGUCCUCGACAUCCGAGGUACCAGCUGCGGCGGCCGUGCCUGCACCCAAGUCACCCAAACCAGCACCAGUUGAAGAGAAAAAGAAAGAAGAACCCAAACCAAUCAGGUCAUCAAAACCUAAAAUAUCAUCAUCCAGCGAUGAGGAACCGCCCAAACCAGAGACUCCCAAGCCGGUCCCACCAAGAAGGCGCUCCACCAAACCGAAAAACGCCGCGUCCGUGCUCGUGAAAUCUAAAACCUUCGCUCCCAGGAUCACAACGGGAGCAAAAUCGAAAGCAAUAUCAAAAACUAUACCGAAAACGUCCAAAAUUGAUGCAAAUAUAUUAAAAAAGAAGAGUAUUUUCUCACCAGACAACAGUUCUGAAAGUGAGUCAGAGAGUAAGGAGAGUAAAGGUUCAAAAGCAAGUCCCAAAGGCUCGCCGCGCAAUGGCAAGAAGAAUACAAGGAAGUCCAGUGAAGAGAAAGAGACGCCCUCCUCCCCCUCACCACCGACUCCCAUCCUCAACGACGACUCCAACUCUAACUCCAAAGACAAUGUCAAGAGAAGAGCCAGUAGGCUUAAUGGCCCUCCGCCUAAAAAGGUGGUGGAAGAUAAAAGCGCGUCUUCUUGCACAUCGAGUCAGUCCUCCAUAGAGUCGGUGUCCUCAGAGAGUGACAGUGAAGCAGCCAACAAGGACGGAUUGAAGACGGGCAAGACGAAAUCGCCGUCGAACACUAGUAGUAAGCAAGAAACGACAGGCAAGAGCGGCGACUCGGGCGACUCGCUGCCGGGCUCGAUGCCGCGCAAGCUGACGCGCUCCAUAUCUGCGAGGGUGUCGCGCCUCGCCAACGCCUCCAAGCCGACACACACGGACACCGACUCGGACACUGAAGAAAAGGUUAAUGAGAAAAGUAAAGACGACAAGCGGCUGGCGAAGGCGCGCGCCGCCAUCGCUCGCUCCCCCGCAAUGCCCGUGACGCCCACCGCGCCCUCCGAGCGGCGCUGUCCGGUGCGGGACUGCGAUUCCAUGGGACACCUCGGUGGCAAGGCCGCCCGCCACUUCACAUGGGACGCGUGCCCGGCGUACCACAACGUGACGGCGGCGUGGUGCGUGGCCGCGGCCGAGGAGCGCGCCGCCGCCGCCGCCACGCGCCGCCGCGCGCUCGCCGCCAUGCAGCAGCGGCCGCGCGCCAUGCCCACCAUCGAGCAGCGCGCCUACCAGCUCAAAGUGAAGGAUAUGCGGUCGAAAUGGAAAGGAAGUCAAGAGUUACGGUCGAUGCCCUCCAAUGAAGACCUGGGGGAGGAGAGGGAACCGGUGCUGGAAGGCUUUGCCCCCGAUUACGACCUCAGGUUGUUCCGGGACGCGCAGGCGUUGGCCGCCGUCAAGAUUGAAGAGGAGCUUGGGGACAUAUGUACUGACAAAGGGACAAGAUACGUGGUGAUGGGCAAAUACAUGAUGGAGGUGUGGUACCAGUCGCCGUACCCGGGAGACGCCGCGCGAGUGCCGAGACUGUUCGUGUGCGAGUUCUGCCUGUCGCACCACAAGUGCGCCGCGGGCAACGCGCGGCACAAGGCCAAGUGCGUGUGGCGACACCCGCCGGGGGACGAGGUGUACAGGAAAGACAACCUGAGCGUUUGGCAAGUUGAUGGGCGCAAACACAAGCAGUACUGCCAACAACUGUGUCUGCUCGCCAAGUUCUUCCUCGACCACAAGACGUUGUACUAUGACGUCGAGCCUUUCCUGUUCUACGUGAUGACGUGCGCCGACAACGAGGGCUGCCACAUUGUCGGCUACUUCAGCAAGGAAAAGAACUCUUUUCUCAACUACAACGUGUCGUGUAUACUCACGCUGCCUCCAUACCAAAGGCAAGGCUACGGAAGAUUACUCAUUGACUUCAGCUACCUGCUCACAAAAGUGGAGGGCAAAGUGGGUUCCCCGGAGACACCUCUCUCGGACUUGGGGCUGAUCUCCUACCGCUCGUACUGGAAGGAGGCUCUACUCAAGAGGCUGUGCUCGGCGCCCGGCCCCAUGUUGAGCAUACGCAACCUCAGCAGCGACCUAGCAAUCGCCUCCUCCGACAUCGUGUCCACACUGCAAGAGCGCGGCCUCAUGAAGUACUGGAAGGGCAAGCACAUAGUGCUCAAGAAACAGGAGGUGCUCGAGGACGCGACGCGGCGCUGCACGCGCGCGCGCUGCGUGGACCCCGCGUGCCUGCGCUGGUGGGGCGGCGGCGGCGCGCCCCGCUGACGCCGCGCCCCCCGCGCCGCCCGCGCGCCGCGCCCGCGCCCGCUCCGCCCGCCGCUCGCGCCGCUCAACGUGUUCACCGCGCGCCCCGCCGGCGCCGGCGAGCGCUUCUAGGGCGCUGCGGCCACGUGCGCGCGCCGGGGGGACGCUCACUGUGACUUGUGCAGGUGUUCACAUUAGUUGCUAUUCAUUGAUUGUAUGACUAAUAGUUAGAGACGUAUGACCGACUCUCUUUUCCGAAGAGUCGGCGCUGUGACGUCACGUGCGUGCGCCGGACGGACGCUAUGUGACUGUUGUGCUGGUGUUGAUACAUGUAAAUAUUAGUAGGUAAUAAUUAAUUAUAUGACAAAUACGAAAAUAUCAGAGACGUACGCACGACCGACUCCAACUUCCAAGGAGUCGGUGCUGUGACGUCACGUGCGUGCGCCGGGGGGACGCUCACUGUUACAUAUGCAGGUGUUCAUAUUAGUAGAUAUUAAUUAAUUGUGUGACAAAUAGAGACGUACGCACGCCCGACUCGCAUUUCCAAGGAGUCAGCGCUGUGACGUCACGUGCGUGCGCCAAACGGACGCUCACUGUGACUGUUGUGCAGGUGUGUUGUUACAUGUAAAUAUUAGUAAAUAAUAAUUAAUUAUAAGACAAAUAGGGAAAUGACAGAGACGUACGCACGACCGACUCCCACUUCCAAGGAGUCGGACCUGUGACGACACGUGCGUGCGCCGGACGGAUGCUCACUGUGACUAUUGUGCAAGUAUUGAUACUUGUAAAUAAUUCUUAAUAGUAUAUAUGUAAAUAUUAGUGGGUAAUAAUUAAUUAUAUGACAAAUAGGGAAAUAUCAGAGACGUACGUACGACUGACUCGUACUUCCAAGGAGUCGGUGCUGUGACGUCACGUGCGUGCGCCGGGCGGACGCUCAGUGACUGUUGUGCAGAUGUUCAUAAAUGUCAAUAUUAGUAGGUAUUCAUUAAUUAUAUGACAAAUAGAGAAAUGAAAGAAACACGUACGCAUAACCACGUGCGAGCGCCAGACGGACGCUCACGGUGACUGUUGUGCCGGUGUUGCUAUAUGUAAAUAAUAGUAUAUAUAUAAAUAUUAGUAGGUAAUAAUUAAUAAAAUGGCAAAUAGAGAAAUGUUAGAGACAUACGCACGACGACACGUGUGUGCGCCGGAUGGACGCUCACUAUGACUGUUGUGCUGGUGUUGAUACGAGUACAUGUAAAUAAUUGUAAAUAAUAAAUAAUUAUAUGACAAAUAGCGAAUAAGCGAAAAAGCGACUAUCAUAAUAAUAGGAUAUAUACAUAUGAUAUGUAGGUAAAUUAUCUAACUCUACGAAUACUUAAAUAGAGUUAGAGAUGCACCAAACGAUCACACGCAAAUGGACCGACUUGCACGUCUAUGACGUUACGUGGCGUUUAUGGUAGAUAACCACAUAUCGGCAUCGGUAGUAUCGGACGCAUCGCAUCAAACAGAUCGUAGUAUUCUUUGUACAAGUGCGUCCACUGAUCCGCAUCGUACGGAUCGCACGAAUGUAUCGUAAAAUUAAUAAUCCGUUUGAUACGUACGAUGUGGAUAUGUGGACGCCUACCAUAAUUGUGACUCUGUUGUUGAAAUGAUACAGUAACUAUGUAAAUAAUAUGAUAAAUGUAAAUAAUAGUGGCUAAAUAAUUGCUUAGUUUUACGAUCAAUUAUAUGACAAAUAGAGACAAUUCCAAGUACGCCAGGCUCGCACAUCGUACGCUGUGACGUCACGUGCGUGCGUCGCUCGAACUCCUACUGUGACUUGUGGAAGUUUAUUAUCAUAUAAAUAAUGGUAGGAAGAUUACCUAUUUUUGCGAGUACUUAUACAGGGUGCUCGGGAGUAUUUUCCAUAACUCUAGGGUUGUGUUCUUUAACAAAAAUUAAUUCAAAAUAUUCAAGGAACAUGCGUUCUAAAAUGAAUGUUUUCGGAGUAAAUAAUAUAUCUUUUGUAAAUAGAUCUGAAAAUGUGUCUGUGUUGUGUUGUGUCAUUGUUUUACGUUUUUUAAAAUGCAGCGACCAAUUCGCCCGUUUGAGGAAAAACGUACAUUCGGGUUACAUAACAAAAGAAAGUUAAAUGUAUUUGAAAAAAACAGUUUCACACUUUCUUAUAUAUUUCUAGAAGGUGCUAGAAAUGUAGUGUUAGCCUCUUUAAGUCAUUAACUCUCGAGAACUCUUGUAUUGUAUUAUUAUAGUAAUUUAGUAAUCUAGUUAAGUUGUAAGCACUAAGAACAAAGAAACUAGUGUUGUGUUGUAUAAGACUUAGAUUUUCAAGUAUAUUAAUGGUAAUUAUGUAUAUGAAUAAGAAUAUUUUCCCAUUUCGAUGAUCUAAGUUAUUGUAAGGUAAUUUUUAGUUUAGGGUAAUUAAAUAUAAAAAUUUAUACAGGAUGCUCGGGAGUAUUUCACAUUACUCUAGGGUUAUAUUCUUUAAUAAAAAAAUAUUCAAAAUUUACAAGGAACAUGUGUUCGAAAAUGAAUAUUUUCGGAGUCAAUAAUUUUUGUUUUGUAAAUAGAUCUUAAAAUGCUUCUCCUUGAUUUCUGCGCGACGCUUAGGCGCCGCCGCUUACGUCAUGGAAGUUAUGGAAAAUUCUCCCGAGCAUCCUGUAUAGAUUUAGUUACCAGUAUACCGGUAAAUCGGUGUCUCUAAGUGAUCAAACGUUCCGGUACACAAUGCCGUACACUGCAUUGUCAAUUGAAAUUCCUCUGUAAUGUAAAUAACUAUGUAUUGAAUAUAAAUGUAAAAUAUAUUUAAGUUUUUGCUUUGGAAUAAACAGAGAGAGAAUAGUGAUAGAAAAAUCCCACUUCUGAAACCUUACUGGAAUUUAAAUCAAUUAAAAUUAAUUUAUUUCUUAUUUUUGAAACGUCAAGUUCGUCUAUUGGUAGAGAUUUUAUUACCGGUAAGGUAAUCAAUAUUAAUAAAUGAAAUAAAGAUUGAAUAAAUAUUUGAGUAAUUAUUAAAAUAAUGAAAUUAUUCAUUGUAAAAUAUUAUAAUUAAACAUUAUAAAUAUCUGUUGACGGUCAAAAAACUGUAAAUAUUUGUUUAAGGUCAAGAAGCUGUAAAUAUUUGUUUAGGGUCAAGAAGCUGUAAAUAUUUAUUAGUAUUAAAAAAAAUAUGUAACGCGUUAAUGGUGACAGUUCUGUCAUUCAUUUUACAUUGUAAUUAAAAAAAAAACAAAACAACGUGUACUUAUUACAAUCCCGUAGAUAGAGAAGCUAAUAGACAACUGCAGGCUUAUUCAUUAUCUUUUACGUACGCUAGUUGACAUAUACGUAAUUGAGAUUCUAUGUAAAAAUGUCAUUCUGUGCAUAGUGGUGUAGGUCAUACAGUAGGUAAAUGAAAUUUUGUCACUUGAUUUGAUGUUUAUUUUAAUAGAUUGAUAAUAAAUUCUAAAUAAGUGAAUAGGCCAGCUGAUGGGCGUGACGUUCUAAGUCUAAAUAUGAACGAUUUUGACGUAUCAACACUAUACUGAACCAUGUUUUCACUUGCUUGAACUUAUAAUUAUUUUAGACCGUCUAACCGACACGCAUCAUAACAUCGAAUAUCUAAUCUCAGGUAAAAAGUCCACGCAGAAGACGUAAGUACUCUUUUUUGAGGGAAUGCGACAUAUCCGUCUAUUCACUUCUCCGUCUACGGUACAGCCGUUUUAAUUAAUGCGGCGCUAAUUUAACUAUUAUUAUUAUUAUAUAUAGAUAGGUAUAGUAUAGUAUAUAGUAGAUAGUAUUCGGUCACAUUACGAAUCUAUCUUAUUAUGAAUUAUGUAUGUAAAAUGAAUUAAUUUGUACAACUUUGUUUGUUAUCUUUGCUCUAAUAUGGAAAUUUAAUUAUUUGAAAUUAAAGUCAUUAUUUUUCGAUUUGUGCAUUGUAUUAAAAAUAUUAUUAUUAAUUAGUAUAUAUUAUAUAAGUAAUAUAUUAUUGUAAAUAUACAUACAGUAAUUCCAUGAAAUAGUUGUAAAUAUGUUGAAAAUGUCAUUAAUUGUAUGUGAGCGGUUCACUGUAAAAUAUGUUUAUUGUUUAAUAACAUAUUAUGUUUUAUUUCAUAAUUAUAAUGUAAUAUGAACAUGUAUUAAUUAAAGUAAUUACAUUUCAAAUAAAAAAUAGUGGGUAGUUUAAAAAUUGUUCCAGUUAUCUGAACUGGAAAAUAUCCGGCUGCUGAUAAAUUUAAUUUAUUACAUUGAGGGUAGUAGAUAAUUUUCCAAUCAAAUAUAAGAGUAGGUAUAUCAAGCUUUAGCGUUUGAAAGCGUUAGCGUUUAUAGAAAGAGAAUCGGCGUGCCACAUGGCUACAGAUCCUGAUUUUGCAUAAAGACCACCCAUCCAGUUACUAGCCUGGGUCAAAGUUGCUUAACACGGUUACAGUUUGGUUUACACCUUUUACAAGCUAACCUAAUAUAGAAGCUGGUUAUAAGUGUGUAUCCAUUUUAUAGCUGGUAAUAUAAUAUACUUCUCAUCAAAAAAAUGAUGACAUCAUUUGAUGACAAGUAUAUUAAGUAAAAACAAAUAUUUAGACUUUAUGUAAAAUCAAUUUUGUGAAAUUAUUCCGUUUAAAUUUUAUGUUUUUAAAUAAAAAUGGAAACUGAAAAUAUUGAUACAAAAUUUGUUUUAAAAGUUGCGUUAGUUAUGAAUCGAUAGAUAAUUCUAAAAAAAAGCAUGAUAGUAUUACUUAUAAGGAAACAAAACUAGAUAAAAAUAAAUGAAAAGUUGUAAAUAUACUGUUGCGUUAAUUAAAUAGAAAUUGAAUUUUAAUAGGGAAUUGUGUAUUUUAUUUUGUACUUAUUAUUAUUAUUAUUUUUAUUUAAUAAAGUCUUGUAAAUUAUUAUUAUUGUGAGUACAUUUUAAAAGAUAUAAUAGAAGUUUUUAUAAAUAUAA
This is a messenger RNA of Bicyclus anynana (squinting bush brown), 7405 nucleotides long. It is a transcript of the gene chm, whose product is annotated as histone acetyltransferase KAT7. NCBI's taxonomy places the organism in Eukaryota, Metazoa, Arthropoda, Insecta, Lepidoptera, Nymphalidae. The transcript is spliced from 14 exons. Gene Ontology annotation, biological process: regulation of DNA-templated transcription. The record is from RefSeq and is a predicted model, not a curated record. Gene Ontology annotation, molecular function: histone acetyltransferase activity; zinc ion binding. Bases 184 to 2529 code for a protein of 781 amino acids. Gene Ontology annotation, cellular component: nucleus.